Molecule: messenger RNA, 665 nt
Organism: Paramecium octaurelia
Lineage: Eukaryota; Ciliophora; Oligohymenophorea; Peniculida; Parameciidae
Source: the annotation of a GenBank genome assembly
AUGGCAUUAAAUAAUUCAGAAUAAGUGAUUAAAUUUUUACGUGAAACCGAGAAAUUAGAUUCAGCAUCAUAUUAAUCGUUAUUGAAAUUAGCUGAGAAUAAGCCAAUUCAUCUUUACGAGAUUGGGAAACUUACAAAAUUAUUAUUAUUAGGUUCCAGAUAUUAAGUAAUAUUUUAUACACUAUUUGGUCUUGGAUAUAUGGGGAUAAUAGGAUAAUAAAAAUAUUAAUAACUGUUGGUUGAUCUAGAAAAUGUAGAUAAAACUAAGAAGUAUUAUGAAAUGUAAAAUUACAACAUAAAUUAGAAAACAAGAUAAAAUUGAGUCUAAAAUUACAAAAUUAAAAGUGGUAGCCAUAUUAUUUGGAUUAACAUCAACACUUGGUCUUUUUGUAACUCAAAGAAUGGGCUAAAAAAUCCCCAAAAGUUUAUGGUUUUAACCAAAUGGUGAAUUCAAAUUAACAUUUUACUCAUUCUUUGGAUUUAAGAAGCACAUUACAGCACCAAUAUCUGAUUUUUAACUUUGCACUUCAUCAAGUAAAAUAAAUAAGACUGUUAUGAUGCGAUAUAAAAAUAAGGAAUUAUCCACGAUUGGUACAGGAGUAUCGCAUAGUAAUCUAAUUAGAUAUUUGAUAUCGGCUUAGACAAAGACGGAAUAAAAGAUUUGAG